This is a messenger RNA of Podarcis muralis (Common wall lizard), 2386 nucleotides long. RefSeq names its product NKAP domain containing 1 (gene NKAPD1). NCBI's taxonomy places the organism in Eukaryota, Metazoa, Chordata, Lepidosauria, Squamata, Lacertidae. The record is from RefSeq and is a predicted model, not a curated record.
UUCCGAGGCCUGACGAAUCAUCAGCUCGGGAGUCUGCCGCUUGCGUGGUCGAGGUCCCCGGAAGGAAGCGGGGAAAAAAAGGAAUAAAUAAGAGGUUUCCUUAGGAGGGAAAACUCGGGACACGGGUGGUGAAGGAACGUGUGAAUGGGUGCUCGGCUGUGACUCGUGGACUGGCAAGGCUUGCUAACUAGGUUAAAGGAUGUCCCGUGUCCCCUUGGGGAAAGUCCUCCUGCGAAAUGUCAUCCGUCAUACUGAUGCACAUAACAAGAUUCAAGAAGAGUCGGAAAUGUGGAAAAUUCGGGAAAUGGAAAAGCAGAACAAAGACAUUCAGUGGGGCAAGGAAAAGAGACUGCUUCCUGAUUGUUCCAGCAGCCGGAUGCGUAGCGAUGGGUUUGAUGAAGAGACCCAGCAGGCCAAUUGGAAGGCGAGGAACUUGGCUCCUGUGUCAGUAGAGAUGGAAGACGACCUCCGGCAUGCCCGCUACUGGAACAAGAAGCUCUACGAAUGUGAAGCAAACAUGCCAGACAGGUGGGGCCACAGUGGCUACAAAGAGCUGUAUCCAGAAGAAUUCGAUACAGACAGUGACCGAGAGCGAGAUGAACAAAACUCUGUGAACGGAAAAAGGAAGUCUCAGCCAGGCACACAGUCUUCCCUUGAGUUGCCCAAAAGGAAAAAAGCCAAAAAGUCGCACAAGAAGAAGCGGAAAAAGAAAUCUCAUAAGAAGCGGAAGAUGAAGAAACAGGAGCAGCCAAGUGCCACGGCAGAUUCUUCCCAGGAGUCUGACUCGUCGGAGAGGCGCGCUGGCAAGAGAAAGCGGAAGCGUCACAAAAAGGCCAAGAAGAACUCUGCAAAGGCAGCCCCCUCUUCUUCCUCAGGGCAAGACAGUGACUCCAGCAAGGCCAGCAGCUGCCCCUCCAGCAGUUCUGAGGACAGUGAGCCAGAUAAAAAGCAGGAGAAGCAGCCAAAGAAAAAGAGACGGAAACGCCACGUGUCUCUCUCAGAACGGUGUGCUGAAAGGGUGCAGGAGAAGCGCAGUAAGAGGAAGAACUGGAAAGUGGCUGCUGAUGAGAAUUCAGAGGACAGUUCUGAUGAGGACUAGGUGAAAGGGACCAACACAGUCGGUGCUUUUCGUGGGGCAGGGCAGGGGCACUGACAUUCUGGGAGAUUGGUCUCCUAAGUGCUGUCCCCUUGGAACAAAAGUAGUCUGGCAACAGCUUUAUGAUCCAGACGCCGCAAACCUCAGUUACCUGCAGGGGGCUUCUUUCAGUUUCAUGUAGGUCAGAAACUGGUCAGGAAAUGAGAAGCUCCCAGCCCAAGGCUCGUUUGUCCAGCCCAGGUUCAAACUUGAGUUUGUGACAAUACGGAAACUUAACUCACAGAAGAGGUACUAUUGGAGUCUGCAUAGAACGGAACUGACCUUGGGUCCCCUUUGCCUUUUUUGAAAAUCUAAAAACUAUUUUUGAUGGCCAAUACCUAACAUUUAAUUGCAAUAAACAAUGAAGGAGAUCAGAAGCUCCUCAGGUUGCCAGCCUGUGUUUCGCAUGUACCCAUCUUAUUUGCAAGGUUGAUCGGGUGGUGGCAUACAAGAUGUGUCAUCAGGUCCAAAGGCUAAGUGGAGAACAGCACAGGGCACGUGGCCGCCCUAGGUUCAAAUAGGAUCUACUGGGGGUCAGAGACAACUAUCCAAACAAAAGCCACAGUGAGAUUUAAAGUAAGCCGCCUCUGCUAGCUGUUUUUUGGUCAAAUGGAGGUUAUAAGCAUCCCACCCCCUGGAAGAGUAUGCUUAAUGCCAUAUCCUAUUCCUUCUUGUAAACUGGUUGUCAGCUUUGCUGGUGUGUGUCCAAGCUUUGGUUUUGCCAGCUCUUGCUGGAAAAAAAUAUAUCUCGCUACCAGUCAGGAAUGACAGAGCAGAUGGAGAGAGAGUUCCUGUUUUUACUUAACAAGAGAAGUGGUUUCUCAGGUUGAUGGGAGACCAGCAGCAUCUGAAGGGUCAGAGAUGUCCCAUCCCAGGUGUAACUAGUCAGAUGUGGCUCGACUUUCAUGUAACUCCCUCCUCCAGAUCCACAUGCCUUCUAUGAUUGAUAGGAGCCAGCAGAAGAGUUUCAGUAGUUUGCUGGAAGGCUGGCUUAGCUCAUUCCACAGCUUGGAGGCUGCAAAGAUGCACACUGAAGAAAGAACUUGGUAGUAGUUACCUCUGCCCUGCAUCUUAUGCUGUCAAGAGGUAGUCUCUACACCAUAAACCAAACAUUGAUUCCCUCUUACCCAGACCCUGUAAGGAGGACUGGGGCUAUACAUUAGUGGCUUCUUUGCAUCCUCACCAAUUUCCCACUGAAAUUCCCACCAUGCCUCUGGGGAAACCAUGACUAUUAAAGUACUUAUAAAACUA